This is a messenger RNA of Pararge aegeria (speckled wood butterfly), 1198 nucleotides long. It is a transcript of the gene Rpp25, whose product is annotated as ribonuclease P protein subunit p25-like protein. Gene Ontology annotation, biological process: tRNA 5'-leader removal. The transcript has 4 exons. NCBI's taxonomy places the organism in Eukaryota, Metazoa, Arthropoda, Insecta, Lepidoptera, Nymphalidae. The record is from RefSeq and is a predicted model, not a curated record. Gene Ontology annotation, cellular component: ribonuclease MRP complex. Gene Ontology annotation, molecular function: RNA binding. Bases 667 to 1188 code for a protein of 173 amino acids.
ACAAAUUCUACAUAGCGACUAAAAACAAGCAUAAGAAAACUUUGGACAUUUAAUGGACGGGGAAUAUUAGGAGAAAGGACGUCGUAAAGCUUAUGAAGGAGUUUCGGGCAGGAAAACAAAAUAUGAGCGACCGAUCCUUCGUCAAGACCACAGUCACAUAUGGAUACAUCUCCAUUACAUACAUAUAAAGUUACAAACAUACAAACAGUGAGCUUAAAAUAGUAACAUACCAACUAAAUUAAUGCAUACAAACCUCGUCAACAUAGGCACAAACGAUAGUAACAUAGUUUAAUAAAUGAAGGCUUAGGCAAUGAGACCUCAUCCUCAUUCAAACAAAUAAGUAGGUACCUUACAAUUAGAUCCUGAAUCUAAGUAGCAUUCGAAUGCCCAAUCAAACAAAGUAAACUAACUAAAAUCCAGUAGUAAAAUCUUUAAGCUAAAAUGUAAUACUUAAACUUAUCUUAGUUUUAUGCCAAAUUGUAAUAUUUUUUGAAAGGCCUUAAAGGUCUUGAAUUCAUGGCCGUAAAAUAAAUUAAAAAAAAAAAGCAGUAAAAUCAAAUUAUCAAAACAUCGUGUUUUGACGUUGACGUGAGACUAUUGAUUUAUUUUAUACGUAUUUGUGAGCUUACUGCGCUGUAAACUCAAUUUUUUAGGUACUCAUUUAAAAUGGAAAACUAUUUCAAAGGCAAAAAUGUUGAAGAAGAAUUGGAAAGAAGUAAAAUACCUAUCCAAGAUAUACCUGAUAAUUUCCUUUGGAUGCAAGUUAAAGGCGGCAGUAAGAUGAAUAAUUUAUUAAAUCAUGUUGAGGGUAUACUUCAAGAUAAGGCAGCGUCGGCUGUAGUAUGGAGUGGAGCAGGUGUUGCCAUUCCUAAGGCUAUAUCUUGUGCAGAAAUUAUAAAGAGACAGUUUACUAUUCAAUAUCAAGUGACAAAACUUACAUUUAAAAGUGUUGAAGAAUAUUGGGAGCCAAAAGUAGAUGGACUUGAAACUAUUGUCGUAAAACGGCAAAUACCAGUCAUUCACAUACUACUGUCAACUGAAGAAAUAUCACAUACUAACCAGCUUGGGUACCAAAGUUCACACAAGAAAAAAUUUUGGGAAAAAGAGUCAAAUAGCAACAACUCUAAACAACCAUCAAAUAAAGUAAAAAAACCAUUUAAACAAAAGAAAGCUCCAAUACAGGCGUAAUUAAUUUGUA